GAGUCUGCCAUGAGUUUUAAACACCUCCAGCAAUGGAGACUGCCAUUUUGUUUCCCCAUGCAUCAAGCUAGCACAGCAUUGACCACAACUGGCGCGUCAAAGUCAAAUUGUACCAGAAUAAACCAUUGUAUCCUCACUUUAACAUUUGAUCGAAUUCCUCGCACCGUCGAGGCGUCAACUGAAGCCAAUGGUUCCCAAGAUGCCCCCGGCGGCGUACCAAGGCACACGGUGCUUCGUCACUUAUGGCUCCAUGGGUUACACUCAGCGCGGCCAAAUUCCCUACAACAGUAAACCUUGGUCAGAUUUGAUGGGUUUGGACUUCAUUCAAAAGGUAGAUGUGAUCAUGCCUCACGAGUUGGCAAAUGCCCUGCUACGCAAAUUAGAGGAAGAGCAACCAGCGCCGCGAUUUCAUCGCGUGUUCAUGACUUUGCAGCAGAUUCUGGAGGGCGAAUUUUUCACGGAGUACAUCAAGAAAGGGAAUGUGUUGAUGCUUUCUGAAGGCAUCACAACAGUCGAUAAUAUGUUUACUCUCAAGGAAGGCAUCUUGACUAUGUACCUAGACAAAAAGUCCUACGAAGAGGCUGGUUUAACGGGUAGACCACACGGAUCUGAAGGGCGCCAAGGGAUCAAACAGAGAUGGGUUGUCUCAUACGACCUUCGGUGUCCAUCGAUGCUCCACGGAAAGAAGGGGUUCGAUAGAUUGAGGUAUGCUUGCAAGGAGGUUUUGAAUAAGCCAUACACUUGGUUAUUCUGUAGCAUUGACAAAUCGACUCCGAGCCCAGACCCGCUUCAACAGCACCAUCCGACCGGGUUUACCUCAUCGCCAAGUAUUGCGAAGGAUUUGUCAGUCAGGGCUGUGAUCCCGGGUAUAUCUCCUGAUAUCCUGCAUGAAGGCGACCGAGCUGGAUUUGAGAUUGAGGCUUGCGAGUUGUACGAGUGGUUAUCCUUAAUUCGACUGCAAAGUCCCCGGGUCUCUUCGACAGACAGUAUCGACAGUUUCCUUGCGCGUUAUGAUACUCCACAGCAACCCGAAGGAGUUGCCAAGGUUUGUAAGAUAACCUGGCAAGGAUUUAUAGGACCGCACUGGCUGCGGGAACUAGUGGCGACCCUGUUGACAGCAAGCUUCCAGCGAUCGUGGUUUGCUGUCAGUGCGACUCAGUUCUCUCGCAAUGUUUCCGGCAGUUGCAACGAACUGACACUGCUCAAGGCUGCCGAGAACCCAAACCAAUACCUCUCGUGGAGAAUCGAAUCCACCAAAUAGAGGCAUUCAGCCCAUUUUCGACCGGACAGCCCUUUGGUCACCCAGCCCCUGGUCCGAAAUAGCAUCUUCAACCAAUCUGCGCAGAUCUGCUUGACCUUGUGGUGUGUCGAAAUCAUCGCGCUGUGCAAGCUCCUCGA
Molecule: messenger RNA, 1398 nt
Organism: Emericellopsis atlantica
Lineage: Eukaryota; Fungi; Ascomycota; Sordariomycetes; Hypocreales; Bionectriaceae
Product: ribonuclease P 40kDa subunit
Exons: 6
Coding region: 188-1261 (357 amino acids)
Biological process (GO): tRNA 3'-end processing; tRNA 5'-leader removal; endonucleolytic cleavage in ITS1 to separate SSU-rRNA from 5.8S rRNA and LSU-rRNA from tricistronic rRNA transcript (SSU-rRNA, 5.8S rRNA, LSU-rRNA)
Cellular component (GO): multimeric ribonuclease P complex; ribonuclease MRP complex
Molecular function (GO): ribonuclease P activity; ribonuclease MRP activity
Source: RefSeq, a predicted model, not a curated record